Penicilliopsis zonata CBS 506.65 is the source of this 2582-nucleotide messenger RNA. RefSeq lists its product as hypothetical. The record is from RefSeq and is a predicted model, not a curated record. The transcript is spliced from 3 exons. The coding region runs from base 8 to 2350 and encodes 780 amino acids. NCBI's taxonomy places the organism in Eukaryota, Fungi, Ascomycota, Eurotiomycetes, Eurotiales, Aspergillaceae. Gene Ontology annotation, biological process: cristae formation.
GGGGGAGAUGCCGACCCCCUUCCCUGGCCCGACUUCCGCGCUCGACGCGGAGGAGCUGCCAGAGGGACCGACAAGCAGGAUUUCAGAUGGAUUCGAAGAGAUCGAAUAUCGCGAGGUGAUGGAAUACCCCGACGAGACCGACUACUAUGCCCUGCUGGGGCUGGUGCGCACCCCUCCUCCAACAGACGCCGAGAUCCGCUCCGCAUACCGCACCCUGACGCUGAGCUUCCACCCGGACAAGCAGCCGGCAGCGCUGCACGAGGCCGCCGCCCAUCACUUUGAUCGCAUCAGGGAGGCCUACGAGACUCUUAUAGACCCGCAGAAACGCACGGUGUAUGAUCUGCUCGGCGCAGAGGGCGUACAGCAAGAAUGGAGCGCCGGCGGGGCCAUGGGCAAGGCGUCUGCGUCCCAGCGCCAGCAGCUCGGCGUGCGCGCCAUGGAUCCCCAACAGUUCAAGCGGUGGUUUCUCGAGAAGAUGAAGUUGCGUGAGCGCAAGGCGAUCGACGGCUUGGUACAAAGUAGGGGCUCCAUUACUCUCGGCAUCGAUGCUUCUUCUUUGAUCUCCGUCGAGGAUGACGAUAUCUACCUUAACCUUCCGGACCCGAAACUCGAUAAAUAUACUAUCGGAUAUAGCUUUCGCACCCCGCUACCGAUACCGCGGCUCUUCGGCGGAGAUGUGACAAGCGAGGAAGAAACCGAAGAGUCGCCCUCCAAGGAAAAUGAUGAAGAGGCGGAAGACGAUAUGGAAAUGGUCAUCAGUGCGAGUAUCUCGGGAAACCUCCAGCGAGCCUAUCAAGAAGCCGUGGUUCGCUACGAAGAUGGCACUGAGGAGACCAAACAGAUUGCCCUCCCGCUCUUACUAGUCGCUAGAAGUAUCACGGUUGGCACAACGAUCACCCAUGUCAUUAGCGACGUCGCAGGGACCAAGGGUAUCCUGAACCGCCGUCCGUUCUCCCUAUUGAAGAAUUCAAUGGUCACGGUGAACGCCCUGGCCUUGCCUGCGCCAGCCAUCGAAACCACUUUGGCCAAAGCGCUGACCCCGAUACCCGGCACGAAGCCCUUUAAUGUCACCUUCCGAACUACGCUGGCCCGGUCCAUCUUCAAGACACCGCCCCAGUUUAACCUCGAGGUGUUCAGGGAAAUUGGACGGAGGAAGCAUGUCUAUUGCUCUUGGGGGAGCGGUGGGAUGCCGUGGCCGGAUUUCAUCCAGGCCCUGUUCCAGCCGAUCCUGUACCUAGGGAUGGACUUGGAUACCGCGCUGGCGAUAGAAAACCAAGCGAGCAAGCUACAAAUUGGCAUCCUCUCUUUACCCGAAAAAUCGAGAGCCGUCGGCCUUGACGAUGAGGAGGACGAGGAAGGCGAGGAAGGCGAGGAAGGCGAGGAAGGCGAAGAGAAGAAGCAUGUGGCAAGGCGACCCAAACCGAAAAGCAGCGCUGCGGAAUCCUGGCAAUUUGCCAUCGAGGCUUCUCCCGCAGGGUGCGAUCUCUCCUGCAGCUACUCGCGCAAUCUGUUCACCGGGACCUCCGUGCAAGAUACGGCAAUCUCCGAAUGGAGCUCUGAGGGAUACCACCCUCUCCCCGCCGCGAGCUUGCCACGGGCCGUGCGACUGGAAGUCCAGAGCACGGUCAACCUAGACCUCACACCAAGCUGGCACAUCACCGGGACGCGCCAGGUGAGCGACUUCACGCGCAUGGGCCUAGGGAUUGGAGUUGAGGGAGCGAAUGGCCUAGUGCUGACAGUCUCAUGGAGUCGACUCGGGCAGCGCCUCAAGCUGCCCGUUGCCGUAUGUCCAUUGGAGACAGUCAACGCGGACAUAGCAGCUCUGGCGGUGCUCGUGCCCUGGCUGACAUACUGUGCCGUCGAAUUCGGCAUUAUCCGGCCUCGUGAACGGCGGAAACGCCGUCUCGCCAUCGCCAAACGCCAGCGGGAGUUGAUACGGUCGGUUCCCAAGAAGAAAGCAGAGAGCUCGCAGGCCGUCGAGCUCAUGGCCGACCAGGUCGCCCGGCGGCAGCUCCGGGAGGAGAACGACGGCGGAUUGGUCAUCACCAAGGCCGAGUAUGGCGUUUUCCCGACGACGACGACGGUGAAGAGAACAAGAAAAGUCAACAUGCAGAUUCCCGACGACAGCGUGGUGGAUGUGACCGUCCCCCUCGCUGCCCUAGUCGACCACAGCCAGCUCGUGAUCCCACGCGAGCUGGUCAAGUUCAAGAUCUUGGGCUUCUACGAUCCUGCCCCGCUCGUUCCCAAGACGCUCAAGAUCUGGUACCUCUUCGGUGGCAAAGAGCACUACGUCGAGGUCUCGGAUGCAGAGGGCGUCGCUUGUCCGAUGCGCUCACAUCUGCCGCAGUAGGGCACAAGCGUGAACGAAGUGUCAGCCAGCUUCAAGGUAUCUAAUCCUUGUAUGACAGUCUCCACUAUCAUAAAUCAUAUACUACAAUACAGUAUAUACUACCUAGUUAUAUAUAUACCAGUUGAUUUAUACCUACCUGCCUGAUACAAGCCAUUGAUGUAAGUAGUUCGGGUAGAUAGAUACACAGUACACAGUUAGGUACACAAUUAAAAGAGGUACAACUAACAGCAGC